Molecule: messenger RNA, 972 nt
Organism: Melitaea cinxia (Glanville fritillary)
Lineage: Eukaryota; Metazoa; Arthropoda; Insecta; Lepidoptera; Nymphalidae
Exons: 2
Coding region: 57-857 (266 amino acids)
Biological process (GO): response to heat; protein refolding
Molecular function (GO): protein folding chaperone
Source: RefSeq, a predicted model, not a curated record
AGAUCCUACUUAUCUCGCGGUAAAUCGAGUGCUGACUCUCGAAAUUUUCAACGAAAAUGUCGUACUUACCCUUCAUGAUAGACUUCGGUCCCCGGAAUAGUCUGAUCAUGGGUAAUGGCGUGUCCUUCGCGCCGGAGACGUUGUUUGAAGCCCUAGAUCCUACGACUAUGGUGUACUUUCCCAAGGUGCCAUGUCAAUGCGUUCGGAAAUUAAAUAGGAAUCGUUUUAAAGUUUACCUCGACGUCGAUGACUACGACCCUGAUGAUAUCAGGAUGAAGACGAAGACAUUGUUCGAAGCCCUCGAUCCUUCGGCUAUGCAGUACUUCCCCAAAUUAACCAUGCCCUACGGCGUCCGGAAACCAAGUAAGGAUCGUUUUGAAGUUUAUAUCGAUGUCGAGGACUACGGCCCUGAUGAUAUCAGGGUGGAGACGAUUGAUGGUUUCGUGGUGGUCGAAGGUCAGCACAAGGAGAAACGGGAAGAAAACGGCUGGGUUCAGCGCCAGUUCAAGCGCCGUUGCCCUAUACCCGAAGGUUACAAAACCGAAGCUCUUUUGUCCCAGUACUUGUCAGAUGGAACCCUGAUUAUAACCGCGAAUCUAGUGAAAAUCGAUGAACCGAAAUCUGACAUGUCUGUAAGUGAGCAACAGGAAGGUGAGGAAAAAGUCUCUGAUGAAGAACUGGAUGACCCAGAGCUGGAUGCAGGUAGAAACCGAUCUGAAAAAAAACCGAUCAAGCCUAACCCUAAGGGGAAGACGGUUCAGUUCAAGGAUGAAAUUAAAGAAGAUGAGAUGAGAAUGAUGAAGAUGAAAGAUGAGAUGGAGGUAUUUUUGGAGAAGUUCAUAGAAGAAAAUGAGUAAUCAGCAAGCUUCUAAAAGCUAUUACUAUCUUUGCGUUUUGUACUGAUUUUUAAUAAAUAUAAUUAUUUAAUAUUAUUUUAAUGUAGACUAGAUGAAAUUAAACAUUUCAAGAAUA